AUGUUACAAACAAACAAGAAGAAUUCUUCUAAAGGAGAAUUAAUUAAGAUAUUAUCUAGAUCAACGAGUUCGACCCGAGAGAAAAAUCAAGCUAUAAAACAAUUAAAGAAAUUUACUGCUCAACCUAAGAAAGAUUUAGAUAAUAAUUUAAAUAAAUUAUCAUUUAAUAUGAAACAUGGAAGACUAUUUCAUUUUAUGUGUUAUAGAUGUGAUAAACCCAAACAAUCAAAUGUACAAAUUAUAUGUACUUUUAAUGAUUUAAAAUUAACUAUAUGUCAAAGUUGUCAUAUGUCAUUAGAACGAGACAUUAAGUUGAAACAAAUAAUUUCUUCAGGAUGA
Molecule: messenger RNA, 339 nt
Organism: Cryptosporidium muris RN66
Lineage: Eukaryota; Apicomplexa; Conoidasida; Eucoccidiorida; Cryptosporidiidae
Exons: 3
Coding region: 1-339 (112 amino acids)
Source: RefSeq, a predicted model, not a curated record